This is a messenger RNA of Drosophila takahashii, 6508 nucleotides long. The record is from RefSeq and is a predicted model, not a curated record. Lineage: Eukaryota; Metazoa; Arthropoda; Insecta; Diptera; Drosophilidae.
GCGUGCGAGACAGACGGUUGUUCGGUUUUCUGGGCAGCUCUAAAACUUGAAAACGAGUUCGUUAUAAAGCAAAUAUUAAUGUGUAUAUAGCUGUGUGCGCGAGCAGACACCGUAUGAACACACACUUUUCGGUGCCGAAAAUAAAACCAAAACGGAACGCGAACGAGGCCUGGGAAGCGGCCGCCACGUAGACGGUAGCAUAAUAACAAUAAAUAAUAAUUUGAAAUAGGCGAGCACCAGAAAGCAGAAGACGACCACAAAGAAGUGGCCAAGUGCAGCCUCCCGUUUCUGAGAUUUCUGAGGGGAGCGCGAAAAGCGAGAAAAAGCGGAAAAGACAGCUCGAGCGCAUCGAGCGUGCAAAUUAAAAGCGCACCACAGUAGCCCCGGCUCCAGCUUCUCGACAUGGAAGUGGCCACAACAAACAAUCACAGUCAGAGCCAUCAUCAUCAUCAUAAUCAUCAUCUGCAGGCAGCGGGCGGAGCGGGGGGCUCGCGGUCCCCCUUCCAGAGGGAGGUGCGUGAAUGGCAACGCAUCGAUCCCAAUACCGGAGCCCUCUUCAGCGGACGCUUGGAGGCAGACCGCUGGAUAAAUGGACCGCUGAACAGCUACGGCAAGAUAUCCGACUCCCAAAACAUCUCACAGCCGAAUGGCACACAGCACACGCAGCGCAAACAGUUGGAGGUGCUGAAGGCCCGCACCGCCAACGGCGCCAUGCAGGUGAUCCGCACCCAGACAGUACAAAAGAGCUCGUCCUCGUGGUCCUCCUCCGCAUCCACCACCACCACAUCCACCACCACCCACCGCCACCGCACGAGUAACAGUAACAGUAACGGCAAUGGCCACGAUCCCGAUCCCCCUCUAAAGACCACGAUCCUAUCCCCCAUCGACCAGGGUGUUGACAUUUGCGAACUUAGCGACGAUUGCAGUCUCAGCGGCAGCGAUGCUGGAAUCGUUCGUACCGCAUCCGCAUCCACAGCCACAUCCGCCUUCGCCUCUGCAUCCACAUCCGCACUGAGCCAGGAGCUCAUCGACGAUCAUGUUGAUUUUGUUGUGAUUAAUGGCGAGGCGAGCGAUCAAGAGGACGCUGCCGACGAGCAUUUGCACAAAGGCGGCCACAAUUUGUUACCCGAUACGGCACCGAGUCUGAAAUUGAGCAAUCUAAUGAAAAGCAGUUCGAGCAUUUCCAGCCAGAGCAGCAACAAUUCGAACUUAACAACUGCAGCACAGGCAGCGAAAAGCAACACCCACAGAAGUGCGGGCAAAAUAAGCCUACAUGCAAUUGUGGGACCAGAAUCAUCAUCAUCAUCCUCGUCAUUAUUAUCAUCGCCAGCGGUUUGGGCCAAGCAGGCUGACUUAUAUGGCCAACUCCCCGGUGGCGUGGGUGGUUCUGGUGGUGCUGCUAGUGCUGGCGAUGCUGACGUAGCUGUGGCACCGCCAACGCAGCGUCGUGAUUUGGAAAGUUUCCGGCAUUAUAACGAUGACGGCGACGACGACGAUCUGCGACUCACCGCUCGUCACCAGCGCCGUCAGCAGGUGUCCCAGUCGGUCUACGCCCCUCCAGUGCCCUCGAUCGGAUCCAGUCUGCUCCAGCGCUCCCGCUCCAUUUCCACGGAUGAUCUCAGCAACGACUGGGAGCGAGAGGAUCCCGCCGAACAGCCGGUGGGCGAGUGGCGCCGGGUCAGCAAGCUGCGUCGCUCCUUUCAGUCGCAGGAUCAUUACAAGAGUCCGGGAUCGGGAGUAUCGGUUCGACCAAGACCCCUGGAUCUGCCGGGGAAUUCGAGUGUGAGUGUGGCCCGUUUGCGGGCGGAACUGGAGAACGGCCGCCGCCUUCACACGGCCAUGCGGAAUAAUCACGUGGACCUGGCCGCCCUGGAUAAUAUAUUGAACACUCCUUCCUCCACCAAACCCACGGUGGCCAAGAGGAACACCUUUCUGACGGCCGAAUCCCUGCAGGAGAUACGCGGCAAGCUGAAGAAGCUCUCGGACGAGAGUCUCUACAAGGAGGACUUUCUGGCCUACCACCAGAAGAAGCCGCCAGCGCCAGUGGUGGUGCGGGAGAUCAGCGUGGAGAAGGUGGCUCCUCCGCCUCCCUCUGCCUUCCGACCCGUCGUUCACAACACCCACAGUUUGGAGUCCCGCCCACAGCGGCAGAAGGAUACCAGUUCCAGCGAGUGGCAUUUGCGGCGCAAAUCCUACGGUUUCGAGAAGAUGUCUCCGCCCGAGGAUAAAAGCAUCUUCCGGGUGGAUGCCUCCACGGAUAGUGGCCUGGGAAGAUCUGGGGAGCAGCUGGGCAACUGGUCGCCCACCGAAAGGGAGCGGGAGAGGAACGAAAGGAAUGCGGCACAGCAAGCAAACAAUGGUGGUACCAUUGUGCAUUUCGGCAGAUCCCGAAAACCCAUCAUCCCAUCAUCCUCAUCAGCUGGCAGUCCCACAGAGGGAGAGCUGAGCAAGCGGCAUUCAAUAGCGGUGGAGGAAACCUGGCGCGAUAUUCGCAAGACAUCGCAGGUGCAUGUGAAUGGAGGCAGUGCGGCUGUGACCACCAGUCACCAGCUGCACCACAAGGGCAGCGCGCAGAAGCGAGUGGAGUUCUGCAAGACGGAGGUGCACUUUGCCGCCGAAUCGGGUCGCGUUAAUAUCGUGGAGACCGACGGCAAGCCGCCGCCCACGCAAAACUUUCGCCGACGCCGCCGCUCCACCAGCAGCAGCAGCACCACCACCAGCGGUCCGCUGCAGAGUCUUGUGAAGUCAGCCAGUGCCGGCGGCACCACCAGCAGCACCACCACGCAGAGCAGCGAGGUGACCCACUUUGGAGACGCUGUCGAUCGUCGCAAGACAAUUGCCACCAGCACUGUGGCCUACCGGGCCACGCUCAUGGAUCCGGCCGAGGUGGUCAGCCAGCCAAUCUCCAGUAGCACUAACAGCACAACCGGCAGCAGUACUCAAGUGACAGUGACCACUGUUCCCAAGCCAGUGCAUGAGCCACGCUACAGUCUGAUGGAGUCCACUUCGCGGAACAGCUACACCUCAACCAGCGGUGUGGAUACUACGGACAACGAGACGGAUGAGCUAUCGAAUAUUCGGGGUAUCCUGAAAAACAAGCCGGUGAAACCGAAGCCCUAUCACCUGGGCGAGAACAUCGAAAGCGCCGACGUACUGUGGAGUGUGCCGGCCAUGAAGAUGGAUCGGGAAAGUCCCUCGGCCAGGGAUAGUGGAACCACCAGUGAUUCACCCAUCAGUCCCAAGUCGGUGGCCGAAAGGAUUCGCAUCGUGGAGCAGCGCCAGCAGCAGCAGCAACCCUCGCCCUCUGGCAAUGGAUAUUCCACCAAGAUCAACGUGAGCCUGGGCUCCGAGGAUUGGACAGAACCAGGCACCGCCAUGUAUCAUCAACCAGCCAGCUCAAAGUACCGACAGUUCCGGCGUCCCAGUGCCCAGGAGCUGCUGCUGGAGGAUCUGCGCCAGCACCAGCGCAUCCUGGACGAAGGACUGAAGUCCACGUCGCUGAUAAUGCGAACCAUGCGAUCGGCCAGCGAAUUCGAUGAGGCCAUGCGUCGUCUGAGCAUAGCUUCGAUUGAGUCCGCUCUGGUGCAGCCCUCGAUUGUGGUGCCCACGCCCAUGUUGCGAUCGCAUAGUUACCAGGAGGAGGGUUCCUACUCCCCGAUGAGACGUCCCUCCACCGUUUCGACCACCUCCAUAACGAGCAGCGAUCUCUUUGGCAGUGCCCUCUACGAUUCCCUGCCUCGAACUCCAUUGGCGCCGCCGCGUCUCAAACUGCUGGGGAAUACCCAGAUCCCGGUGAGCCAGCAGUUGACCCAGCUGCGCAGGCUCUACGAUGCCGCCGAGUUGGAGGAGGACAGUGCUGACGAGGAGGUGAAGCGGUACUUCCGCGACAGCAACAGUGACAGCGGAGGAGGAACCCAGGGAAGCUCCUCGCCGGAUCAGCAGCCGGCGGAGUUGUUCAAGGGCAGCGAGUACUCCAGCAGCUGGAGUCGCCUCAAGGCCAAGCGAACCAUCUGGAAGAUCGAGGCACAAGAUCAGAUGCUGCAGCGAGCAGAUCUUCCCAAGUCUAAUGUGAUGAAUAUAGCGCUUCAUGCUCCCCGAAUCGAGAAGCCCAAGGCUACACCCCCGACCCUACGAAUUGGCCAACUUAUACCCGUUGCCAAGCCAAGGACCCUGUUCAUUCAGCCGCAGGUUCAAACGCAGACUGCGGUGGAUAAUGGCGAUGAAUCGGGCAGCGAGUCCUUGAAGAUUGUCAAGGAAGCACGCGGUGCUCGCAAGCUGCGCGAGCAUGAACUCUCCUACUUUGGAGUGCAGCAGAAGCAGCAGCAGCAACAGACGAAAAUCUCGACGACCACAACGAAUCCCAGAAGGACACUGCCCAGUCGCAGCAAAAUGAGCCACAGUGAUGAGAUGAAGGCCAGCAGCAACACGACGACCACCACCAAGUGGCAACUGCUCAACGAUCGACCCGACCUGCUGAGGCACAGCAGUCCCCAGCAGAACGAGAAUGGCACGACCAACGACUACGAUGAUGAUGAUCUGGACGAGGACGAGGAGCACUGUUACGAGAACAUUGCCAACGAGUUGACCACCACUUUCAGGAUAAAAUCGCCCUCGCACUCCCCGGACCGAUCCCGAUCGCCGGGAAGCUACGAACGGAAGACCGACCUGCAGAGGGACGCUCAGAUCCUAAGCGAAAUGACCCGAAACGCUGAUCAAACUUUGAAGGCUCUGUCCGACGAGGCAGCCAUCAAGGAUCAGCGGCGCAGAUCCUGUUCCCUGCAGCGUCGCAGCGCCAAACCAUUGGAGACCAUUGACGAGAAGGUCAAGGUUUAUCCCCCCACGAUGGGCGUGGCCCGCGGCACCUUCGCCUCGGAGGCGCGUCGCAACUCCCGGCAGUCGACUCCUUCGCCAUCGAGGGCACGCAGCUCCUCGCAGUCCUCCAUCGAGUGCUGUCCCCGUGAUCGAUCCCGCUCUAGUUCGCGGGAGUCGAUGACCCACGGCGGUGGAUCCUCGGACGACCAGGUGGCCACCAAGCAGCGAGCCGAGCGUCUGCGCAUGCGCACCCCCAAGCGAGAGAAAUCGCGCCACGAACCCAUCGAAGUUCGGAUCAAUCGGCACAACAGCAGUAAACCGAGGAGCAGUUCAAGUGCCACGGCAGCAGGAGGAUCAUCUUCACUGGAGUCCAAGCGGAGCUCUCAUCACAGUCGCCACAGCCGGGAGGUGGAUCACUCUGGCGAAACCAAGACCUCCUCUUCCAGCCGCUUGAUCAGAUCCUCCCGGUUGGCAGAUGAAAGUCGCCCGAGACCGAGCAGCCAUCGGGAUCGGGAGAAGGAACGCGAUCGGGAACGCUCCCGGGGAACCGAGAAGCAUCGCGAAGAACUCACACGAUCCAGGGGUCACUCCAGUCGCUCUAGGCACAGUGAGCACCCGUCGUCGGGAACCCGGGAGAGCAGUCGUCCAAGUAAGACGCGAUCGAGCCGCAGUAGUCACGACUCGGCGACGGCACACAAAAAGUCCACAACGACAACCACGAGCACAACAGCCAGUUCGAAAUCAUCGAAAGCCACAGCGCAUAAACCAUCAUCAGCAUCAGCUAGCACCACAGCAACCACAACAACAACAGCACCACCAUCAUCCACAACGCACCACGAACUGACGUACGUAUACGUAACGAAUUUAGCCAAUUCCAAUACCCCAGCAACCAGCGAGGAGUCACCGGAAGGACCGGCAAAAGAGGCCGAUUACGCCAGUAUUGAAGAGGUGGAGGAGGCAAUUAUUACUCCCCAACCACCGCCGCGCAGCAAACGCAAGAGAUCCCUAAUCCCAGUGCCAGUUAAUCAGCCCGCCAGCUAUGAGUAUCGCACCAAGUUGCAGAUGAUACCGGCCAGCUAUUCGAAUCAGUCGACCUUGAGGUGUCGCAGUCUGGCCCGCAAGAAGUCCUCCCUGAAGGCCACCCAAUCGACCAGCUCGAGCUUUGCCUUUAUGCCCUACUUGCCGGCCAAGCGAAACUCGAGUGUUAGCCAUGUGUAUGACAACUAUCUGCUUUAUGCCACUAGUGAAGAGCUGGGAAAGUCGGAAAAACUGCGUCCCUAUCAAAAUAAUCUGAGCAAUGAGCAUGCGCAGCUUUUUGGCGCUUCUGCAACUGCAGCAGGGGCGGUGGCCAGGGAGGGGCGUGGUCGCCUGGGCGGCUGGCCGAAGAGGCUGAAGAUGCGGCAAGUUCGCAGCAGUGUGUCCACCCACCAGCCCUUCGGCAUCUGCACAUGUUCAUAGUCAGCGCGGGAAUGAAAGCUCUCGAGAAACCAAAAAUCAGAAUAAAUAAAUAUAUAUAUGUAUUGCAUAUCCUUUUGGCAGCCAGGAUCUCGUCACAAAAACCACACACCACACAUCCAAAAUAAUCCCAAAUGCACGAAAACGUUUCGAUUUCCCACUGCCCGCCGACAGCGAAAUGCAUUUUCCUAACCAGCCACCCAAAAACCACUGUGUUUUCCCUUACUAAUACUAAAACCCC